UAUUGUUCGUGACAUUAGUUGGCUGGAUUCUCUAGGAUAGGCCGAUGGGUUGUCAUAGGUUCGAAUUUCUGAUGGUAUUGAUAUUCUCCUGUUGUUGGUAUCGGCUAUGUUGGGUUGUCUGAUACUAUACGGCUACGCAAUGUCCUCCAUGUUUCAACAUUCAAAUGCAAUUUGUUGUCGGUUAGUAGUUUGGCCCAGGAACAUAAUGUGGCGGUGACUUUCUUGCGUGAUUUCUGCCUCCUCCGGGUCUUACCUACCAAGACACUGGUUGGCGUCGGUAAGCUCAAGGAUGACCUUUACUAUCUGCCUCGGUUCGGCGAGAAGUAGCUUGGUCAGGCUUGCAAGGUGACAAAGCAGUUGGCGGACUCGUCCGAGCUCUAGCAUACAUGGCUUGGCCACCCGGUGUUUGAUAAACAGAGUCGAUUGGUACAUUUUGUGGGUUGCAUUCUUUUGUCUUCGGAUUAUUUGCCUUGUUAUUCUUGUUUAAGGGAUAAACAGAGUUGCACCCCCUUCAUUAGUAGCACAAUCAAACAACUGGAUAUUUUGAUCUUAUUCACGUUGAUAUUUGGGGUCCCUAUCGGAUUUCUGCUUUUGAUGGGUCCCGUUAUAUCUUGACUAUAGUGGAUGAUUUCAGUCUUUCUACCUGGAUUUAUCUGAUGAAACACAAGUCCGAUGUUGAGCGUUAUCAUUUGAUGUAUUUCCAACUCGUUCAUACUCAGUUUGAGAAGGUGGUGCGCCAUAUCCAAGUUGACAAUGGCCUGGAAUUCCAGACCCACUCCUUUCGUGACUACUAUGAGGCGCAUGCCAUGAGUUUGAUAUGUUACAGAUGGAGAAAGUACGAAAAAGGAGCGAGUUCAUGUGUUGUCAUUCCGGUUGGGGAUGCAAACAUGGAGAUUACCCCAGCCUUCAUCAGCGCACAACAUCAUCCUCCAACCACUUGUACCGACACGCCUCAGCAAAAUGGCGUGGUGGAGCGCAAGCACAGACAUUUGUUGGAGACUGCUCGCGCGCUCAUGUUUCAUACAAGUCUCCCUAUUCGUUUUCGGGGCGAAUGAGCUUAUGUUUCUCCAGGUAACGUGAUUGUACAUUUUUGUUUCCCAUCUCUAAUCACGUUACCUAUCACCGUUUUUCUCACCAUCAUUGCGCUUUUUUGCCUGCUGUUUCUCAACACUUCAAGCCUCGGACAUAUGCUCAAGCGAUCAAAUUUUCCCACUAGUGAGAAGCGAUGCAGCAGGAGAUUGAUGCAUUGGUGGCACAAGGCACCUGGAACUGGAAUUUCUACCUCCCGGGAAGUAUGCUAUUGACUGUAAGUGGGUUCACAAAAUCAUGUUCUUGCCGGAUGGUACUAUCGAGUGUUACAAGGCUCGGUUGGUAGCAAAGGGAUUCAAUCAACUAGAAGGUAUCGACUUCCACGACACUUUUGCCCCCGUUGUGAAGUUGGUCACUUUUCGGGUUCUCUUGGCCGUGGCCGCCAAGCGAGGAUGGCCAUUGCACCAGUUAGAUGUGAAAAUGCGUUUCUCCAUGAUGAUCUGGAUGAGAAAGUUUAUAUGAAGAUUCCUCAGGGCUUUAGUCGCGAUGGGGAUCAUCGGGUUUGUCGUCUCUGGAAGUCUCUAUAUGGUCUUCGUAAACCUUCUCGAAAUUGGUAUACUAAGUUUACUGAGGCACUUGUGGAGUUUGGGUUCACUGUCUCGAAGGCUGAUCUCUCACUGCUUUUGUAUCGGCUCCAUGGUGACGUUGUGGCGGUCUUGGUUUAUGUCAAUGAUUUCGUGAUAACAGGUUCUGCCGUGGAUGUCAUCUUGCAGGUUAAUGCCUUCCACCAUCGUCGUUUCAGUAUCAAAGACUUGGGCGUUCUUAAGUACUUCCUUGGUAUUCCCUAUCUCUAAUUAUUUUAAAAACCUAACAAUUAAACUAAUUUCAAACUACCCUUAAUUUGUAUUGAUUUUAUGAUUGUACGGCAAGUGUUGAAAGAGUCUUUCAGCUUUGGGUUACAUCAAGAACAAGUUUACAAAUCGAAUAUGCGAUAAGUUCGUGAAUGAUUGUCUAGUAGUGUAUAUAGGGACAAUUUUUUUAAAUACUAUAGACACCAAGUGUAUUCUAUAAUUAUUUCCGAAUAUGAAAACACAUCAUGGAUUUUUUUAACCUGUACGAGUAAGGUAUUUUCAUAUUUACAAUUUUAUUUUUAUUAAUUAUUUUAUUUUUAAUUAAUUUUUUUAAAAAAAAGGACACCCCUAUAAAAAAUUUCUGGUCUGCCACUGUCUGGGUGAAAAUGCUUUCCGUUGGGAUGGGAUACAACAUCUAAGCUAAGUCACUACUAAUUCAAACUAGUAGUAGUUUUUCCCUUGGUUAGGACGGUGCUAACUAUUGUACAAUUAGCACCGUAACCGUUCCCCUUUCCGUUACAUUGUCUGUUGAUACAUCUGGUUUGGACUUUGGAGCCAAUGUUGAGCGAAUGCUGCUCUUUUGUUGUAAAAGUGGGCUUACAGGGACUACUUUAGCACUCAUCCCUCGGUGAGCUUACUAGAGAAAUGAAUUUGUGUUUAAGUCUGUGGGCUUAUGUUAUGGCCCAUUAGCUUCACAUUUCUACAAGAUUCAAUUCAUUGGUCGUAUUCGCAAAACAGAGCGGCUCACUGUGUGACCCGCUAUGCUUUUUAUUUGUCGCCUCGAUUGUUUCGGAGGUUUGACUUCUGUUCUUGGUUACAUUCCAAAAAUUCUUAAAUUAUGCUGAUCAUCAUGUAUCCGAACGAUUUCCUCUUUUUGAGAGCGAAAAAGAGGAAAAAAAGGAAGUCAAAUAGAUAAGACGUUUUAGCUCCAAGUGUUAUGUUUUCACUCGCCGCAUAGAAUUUGUUGAAUUCCUCCAUCCGGCUUAAACAUGGCUUCUCUUUACUACUUCCUUCUCACGAGUGCAAUGGCCAACGUAUUUAUUAAUACUUCCAUAAUAAUUAAUAAAUCAUACCUUGUUGACUGUUGACAAUCCUUUUCUGUUUUCUUGACAUUUGACGCUCAUGCAUGCAGAUUCUAAACCACAAAAGGACACAAGAUAUUUCACCUAAGCCAAAAAUAUGUAUUAUUUUUGUUACCGACACAGAAGAUUUCAAAAUAUUUAUUUUACCAUUAUAUGCAAAUUGUAUAUCUCAAAAUCAAAUUAUUUAAUUAGUCCAUAGUACCUUUUCUUUUUAAUCACAUCAUGAAUUCUCUGAUCAGGUUAGAAAAGAUUAAAAAAAAAAACAAUUGUCAUGUACUUUUAUGUUAUUAGAUAUUAUUUAAGAGAUUUGAACCUCGGACGUAGAGGCUCAAAGCUAGUGUUAUUACCACUAGAACAAUCUCUCGUUCGUAAGUAUGAACUAGAACACAUGGUACAAUUUAUUCUUUAAAGAACAAAUUGAUUUGAUUGUGUUAUGACUAUAAUUUCAUAGUAUGAACUAUGAACACAUGGUACAAUUGACUAGUAUAAUAAUUGGUAGGAAUAAAGAGCCACAAUGGUGAAACAAGUGACCUAGAGUGGGAGUUGUUAGGGAUGGUCUUUUGGUUACCAAGGGUAGUCGCCAACAUCAAUGCCCGAAAGCUUAUGUUCUAUUAACUUGCAAUUUGAUUUUGUGUUGUUAUAUUAUUUUUAAUUAAACAAAGAUAUCAUAUUUUGAGAAAUAAAUUUGAAAACCUGAAAAUUAAAAAUAAAUUUACUUGGAGUUUUUUUUUUUUUUUUAAUUCUUAACUUGGCAUCUAAAAUGAAAACCUAUUGAGUUUGGUUGAUUUUUGUGAUACUUGAUUGCUGCUUUUGGUUUUUUCUCAUUCAGUAUCGAACAACUCUAGUCUUAGUAAUAAAUCUUAUUAUUUCAA
Molecule: messenger RNA, 3834 nt
Organism: Linum trigynum
Lineage: Eukaryota; Viridiplantae; Streptophyta; Magnoliopsida; Malpighiales; Linaceae
Source: the annotation of a GenBank genome assembly